Pararge aegeria (speckled wood butterfly) is the source of this 1686-nucleotide messenger RNA. RefSeq names its product organic cation transporter protein-like. The transcript has 7 exons. The record is from RefSeq and is a predicted model, not a curated record. Gene Ontology annotation, biological process: transmembrane transport. Lineage: Eukaryota; Metazoa; Arthropoda; Insecta; Lepidoptera; Nymphalidae. Gene Ontology annotation, cellular component: membrane. Gene Ontology annotation, molecular function: transmembrane transporter activity. Bases 1 to 1686 code for a protein of 561 amino acids.
AUGGCUGAUGACCAUAAAGCCAAUACUGUGGAAGCGCCACCAGAAAGCAAUGGGUCUAAUAGGAAAGGAAGUUUGGUCCCAAAGCCAAUAGAUCUUGAUUAUGUGCUGACCAAUGAGCUGGGACAGUUUGGAUGGUUCCAGCUUCGGAACAUUCUCCUCGUUGCGAUCCCGAUCAUAAUGUCUGCUUUUAUGAGCGAGUACAUCUUCUCCGCAGCUGCCAUUCCACACAGAUGUCGCAUCCCAGAAUGUGGAGAAGAUGGAAAAUCCCACAAAUAUGAACCUGAAUGGAUCUUGGGAGCCGUCCCGGAGACUUCUUCAGGAUUUGCAAGUUGUGAGAGGUUCACUCCUCGAAAUGUUGGAAGCAACGGCACAUUGGACUAUUGUCCGCUCACGUUGUUUGAUCAGUCUACCACUACUGGAUGUGAAGGAUUCGUUUAUGAUAGAGACAAUACUGUGGUAUACGAUUUCGAUCUGGGAUGUCAAGAUUGGCUUCGUGCGUUCGCUGGCACUUUAAACAGCAUUGGGACAUUGCUGGUGUUACCCAUCACUGGCUACGUGUCCGACCGUUUCGGUCGACGUUUCGCCCUCAUUAUCAGCGUCUUUAACUUGGCUCUAUUUGGUCUCAUCCGAGCGUUUUCAGUUAAUUACACCAUGUAUAUGAUUCUCCAGCUACUACAAACCACAUUUGGAGCAGGCACAUUUAGCUCUUCUUAUAUUUUUGCUGCGGAACUUGUUGGGCCAAAGUACCGUGUCAUAACCAGUGCCACAUCAUCCUCAAUGUUCGCGGUGGGACAGGUGAUCCUUGGCGGCGUGGCCUGGCUCAUAACGGACUGGCGGUACAUGAUCAUGGCACUGCAUAUCCCUUGCUUUCUCAUAAUCGCGUAUUACUGGAUACUCUCUGAAAGUGUAAGGUGGCUAUUGUCGAAGAAAAGAUAUCCAGAAGCACAAAAAGUCUUGGAAACUGUUGCGAAAGUUAACAAAACGUAUAUCAGUGAAAAAUCCUUAGAGGCUUUAAUGAAUCCUCCGGAACCUGUGUCUGCAGCUGAGAAACCAGGAUUGUUUCGCACUAUUAUAAGCUCCCCCGUUUUGCUUAGAAGAGUGUGCACGACGCCAAUAUGGUGGAUUACUACAACCUUUGUCUACUACGGGCUGUCCAUCAACUCCACCAGUCUCUCGGAUACGAUGCAUUUGAAUUAUAUUUUGACGUGUGCCAUAGAAAUUCCUGGCUACUUUACUGCAGUUCUCGUGUUGGACAGAAUUGGCAGAAAGGCUACACUAUCCACUGGUUAUUUCCUCAGCGCAGCUUGCAAUAUCGUUUUCGUGUUUAUUCCUAAUGAAAUGACUGUAGUUCGCCUUAUAAUCUUCCUGCUGGGCAAGUUUGGCAUUUCGGUGGUGAUGACGUCGGUGUACCUGUUCACGUCAGAGCUGUACCCCACGGAAUUCCGCCACACUCUGCUAGCGUUCUCCUCCAUGAUUGGACGCGUGGGAUCUAUCACGGCGCCCCUUACUCCAGUUCUUAUGGAUUACUGGCACGGUAUCCCAUCAAUGAUGUUCGGUGUGAUGGGAAUUCUCUCCGGCCUGCUGGUACUCACUCAACCUGAGACGCUGGGCACCAAGAUGCCUGACACACUGGCUGAAGCUGAAGCUCUCGGCAGACCGGAGUCGAAGCUACAUCGAAACAGCUGA